CCCCUCCCUCCAGGUUGACACAGUGGGCAGGUACAUAAAAGACAGACCGAGGUUGCCUCUCCUCACUCGCCUGACUGAGACUCCUCCAGCCUGCAGAGACAACACACCAUCCAGACCUCUUCACUCAGCACCAGCACUCCUGCCACCCACCCUGAGAACCACCAGCCAUGUCCUUCAUCGCCAGAUCCUACGGCCCCAGGACCCUCAGCGUGUACGGGGGAGCCGGUGGUCGCGGCACCCGCAUCUCCUCCUCCUCCAGCGGCAACCUCUACGGCUCGGCCGGUGGCGGUGGCGGUGGUGGUGGCGGCUUCAACCUGGCCGACUGCCUGCCGAGUGCCAACGGCCUGGACCUGCACGUGGGCGCCAACGAGAAGGCCACGCUGCAGAACCUCAACGACCGCCUGGCCUCCUACCUUGAGCGCGUGCGCACGCUGGAGAAGGAGAACCACGAGCUGGAGUGCAAGAUCCGCGAUUGGCUCGCGCAGCGCACGGUGGUGUGCCACGACCACUCCGGCCACUUGGUCACGAUCGAAGACCUGCAGGACAAGAUCCGUGCUCUCACCAUGGGCAAUAACCAGAUAGUGCUGGCCAUUGACAACGCCAAGCUGGCUGCAGACGACUUCAGUGUGAAGUAUGAGAACGAGAUGGCCAUGCGUCUGUCGGUGGAGGGGGAUAUCACCGGGCUGAGGAGGAUCCUGGACGAGCUGAGUCUCACCCGCUCAGACAUGGAGAUGCAGUACGAGGGCCUGAAGGAGGAGCUGGUCUUCCUCAACAAGAACCACGCGGAGGAGCUGGCCGUUGCAAGGACUCAGGUCGGUGGGCAGGUCAAUGUGGAGGUGGAUGCGGCGCCCUCUACAGACCUUAACCUGGCCAUGCAGGAGAUCAGGGAGCACUACGAGGCUGUGGCCGCCAAGAACCGCCGCGACCUGGAGGCCUGGUACCAGACCAAGAUGUCCACAGUGGAGCAGGAGGUUGUCACCCAGAACGAGGGCCUGAUGCUCUACCGCACCGAGUUGAAGGAGCUCAAGAGCACCUUCCAGAGGCUGCAGAUUGAACUGCAGUCCCACCUCAGCAUGAAAAACUCGCUGGAAUGCACGCUGGCUGAGACUCAGGAGCGCUACUCUUGCCAGCUGGACAGCUUGCAGGCUACCGUGAGCGGACUGGAGGCACAGCUCAGCCAGCUCCACGCCAACAUCGACAGAACCCGGCAGGACUACGACCAGCUGCUGGACAUCAAGACCAGGCUGGAGAGGGAGAUCGCAGAGUACAGGAGGCUGCUGGACGGAGAAGAGAGCGAAACUCAAAUUGUAACCAAGACCAUCACUGUCGUGGAAACCAUUGUGGAUGGAAGAAUUGUGGAAUCCAGCAAGACUGUCGACAUCGAUGUGCAGUCGGAUAAUGAUGAUGACUAAGUAUAAGCAGAAAAUUCAAUAAAGUGGCUCUGCUUCAAUACCUAAAAAA
Molecule: messenger RNA, 1461 nt
Organism: Clupea harengus (Atlantic herring)
Lineage: Eukaryota; Metazoa; Chordata; Actinopteri; Clupeiformes; Clupeidae
Gene: krt98
Product: keratin 98
Exons: 8
Coding region: 168-1412 (414 amino acids)
Cellular component (GO): cytoskeleton
Molecular function (GO): structural molecule activity
Source: RefSeq, a predicted model, not a curated record